Molecule: messenger RNA, 2335 nt
Organism: Hyla sarda
Lineage: Eukaryota; Metazoa; Chordata; Amphibia; Anura; Hylidae
Product: protein-glutamine gamma-glutamyltransferase E-like
Exons: 14
Coding region: 1-2217 (738 amino acids)
Biological process (GO): peptide cross-linking
Molecular function (GO): protein-glutamine gamma-glutamyltransferase activity
Source: RefSeq, a predicted model, not a curated record
AUGACUGGGCUGCUGACAUCACUUCCUCUCUUCAUACCAACAGAGGGCGUUGUGGCUGGGACACUCAUCACAGACAGCUCCAGAGAUGCUCUCCAACUAACCAACUAUGACUUUCACGUGAAUGAGAACAAGUCCGCUCACAACUGCGGAGCCUACAUAGGCAAUGACUUGGUUGUACGCCGGGGUCAAGAAUUCAACAUCUCAUUGACCUUCAAUGCACCUGUACAAAAUGGAGAUAGGCUGCAAUUCAUAGCUACACUUGCCACUUCAUCUGGAGGUACCGGCCUCUUGGAGUACACCUUCUCCGAUUCUUCAUCAGGGAACAGCUGGGCAGCGAAAAUAAGCGGAUAUGGCUCCCCUUCAAUUACUGUGGCCUUUAUGACUCCAAAUGACGCUGUAAUUGGACGCUACAUUCUCAGUGUUCAGGCAAAUGGAGAACCCAGACGCGUCGGAGAGUUUAUGCUGAUCUUCAAUCCUUGGGCUUCAGGUGACAGUGUGUUUCUAGCAGAUCCAGCCCAGAGAAAUGAAUAUGUUUUGCAAGAGUUUGGUCUUAUUUGUGUUGGUGAAGUCUCAAAUCAAAUCGCAGCCCCCUGGAACUACGGACAGUUUCAGGAAAAUAUUUUGUAUAUCUCUUUUGUCCUUUUGGAUUCAAGUCUGAACUUCAGAAGAAAUUCCCGGGAGGAUGUAAGGCAGCGGAAUAACCCCACCUAUAUCUCCAGGGUCCUCAGCGCCAUGGUAAACAGUAAAGACGACACUGGAGUGGUGGAAGGUAACUGGAGCGGAGAUUACUCCGAUGGCACGAACCCCAGCGCAUGGAAUGGAAGCACCAGUAUACUGAGGUCCUGGAACCAGCAGAAGCAGCCCGUGAAAUAUGGACAAUGCUGGGUGUUUGCUGGGGUUCUUUGCACAGUCAGUAGAGCUCUCGGAUUACCCUGUCGAGUGAUCACAAACUACAAUUCUGCCCAUGACGCCAAUGGUAACCUGAGUAUCGAAGAACACUACGAUGUGUAUGGGGAGCCAGUGAUGGAAAGUGAUGACAGUAUAUGGAAUUUCCAUUGCUGGAAUGAGGGCUGGUUCACACGGACUGACCUGGACGCCUCUUAUAAUGGAUGGCAAAUCUAUGAUUCAACCCCACAAGAGACGAGCGAUGGCAUCUACGAAUUGGGCCCCACGUCUCAACGGGCAGUAAGGGAAGGGGAGGUAGACAAACCCUACGACACCCGCUUCGUGUAUUCAGAAGUCAACGCAGACGUGAUGAAGGUGAUUGUCCAGCAGGAUGGGAGAAAAGUUGUAGGAGAAACCGAUCGGACCAAAGUUGGCCAAUUCAUCUGCACGAAGGGAGUGGGGACAGAUAGCUACGUCAACAUCACCACUGAAUACAAGUAUCCAGAAGGUUCACAAGAAGAUAAGCAAACAUCGGAUAAAGCUCGGCAGCUGGCCGGUGUUCGUUCAGGAUUUGUUGCCUUCUCUGCCGAUGGGCGCUCCGCAUCAGCCCCAAGACGGGAAGCCGAGGUUUCCGGUGAGAUAUCCGUUUCCGGAUCACCUACGGUUGGAGAUGACAUUGAGGCCAUCAUGACUCUCAAGAACCUGACACCAAAAACCAAGAACGUCACGGUAAACAUCAGCGCCGCUGCCAUAGUAUACAACAAGUCCGUGAGACGAAAGAUCUUCAAUCAGUCCAUGACGGUGACUCUCAGCCCCAAUGAAGGUAAUGGACAGGCAGUACCCGCUUGUUUGUCCUGCAUUCCAAGCAAACGGAAGAAAAAGUAUGAGAAGGAAAUUCCUAUAAAGAUCGCGUACUCCCAAUAUGAAAACGUAUUGACCCCGGAUAAUAUCAUUAGUGUGACGGCUGUAUGUCAGGUUGAAGACUGGGGAGAUCUAUUGGUAGAAAAUAACACUGUCUUGAGGAAACCAACGCUGGCCACUAAGGCUCUCGGACCGGCUGAGUUGGGUAAACCAGUGACGGUGGAGGUGAGAUUUACUAACCCCCUGCCGGUGUCCGUGAAGAACUGUGUGCUGACCGCAGAGGGCAGUGGGCUGAUCAAACAUGAAGUCAAAAAAAGUCUUGAUGUCCUGGAUCCCGAUCAUACGAUGAAAGUGGUUUUGGACCUUGAACCUUAUGUGUCGGGAGAAAAGAAGCUGCUGGUGAACUUCACAUGUGACAAGUUUACUGACGUCAAGGCAUUCAUGUCCAUAAAUGUGACCGGGAUGUCUUGAUAGUUGCUGCCCCAAGGUUCUGUGUUCUCCUAUGUUAUCCAGGGUCUGGACUUGAAGGUCACAUGAAGAUCCGAGUCUUACUUCAUCUACUCUUUAUAUAGAGGAUAUGGUUUUUCUA